AUGCUCAAACUAUGGUGGCGGACCAUAUUCCUCCUCACAUCAGCAGCUCCUCUCUUCCAAGCGCGCGGCGAACGCGUCAAAAUUGACCAAACUUUGGCCGAACAAGGAACAAAAUUGGCCUCGCUUUUGGAGCAUCGGAUAAAUGCGGUAACAAAAAAGUGCGACCAUCUAAUUACUACUUGUUUUUUAGUACAAAACGACCGUUGACCCGAAUGAAGACCCAUAUAAGGCGUGGUCUCCAAAUGACAGUGUUAUGGCUGUUCCAAUGACGCCCGAGGCCGUUUUCUUGGCCUGGAAACUGCCGCCGAACAGCAAACGAGAUGACAAAUUUAUUGUGAGUCUCUUUUUAGGGCUUUUUUAUUCAAUUUUGGCUUUGUUUUGGAACGUAUCUUCAUAACUUUAAAUUUCUUUUUCAAAAAAUAGGUCGAGUUUAGAAGCCCAAAUUUUUUAUGUUACAGUAAUCCAAAGUUUCAAAAAUUGCUCACAGUGACUCUACAGGCCAUAUAGAGUAAAAUACGACCGCUGCCAAUGUUUGUUUUAUUGUUACUUCCCUCUGGCAAUCAAAUAUUCCAGGGCUCCAGUUAUAAAAUCGUUUUAUUUAAAAUUCCUUUUUUGGACAUAACUUUUGUCUAAUUGGAUAAACUUCCGUAAAAAUCGACACAGUUCUUCUCGAGGCAAUACGGGACGACACAGUAUUCGAGAAUAGUAAUUGCAAUAAUGUUACAAACGUAUUUUACAACUUUUUUGAAGUCGUCUUUUUUGAUCACAAAUGUUGAGACGCCUCGCUAAAAAUGGCCAUAACUUUUUUCAAUAGUCCAGUUAAGACCUCAAACUUUACAUAGCAGUUUCUUGGUCGUUGUGGAGUAUUUUGGUAGUUACGAUCAACAUUGUAAGUAGUACUACUUUUUAGAUAUUUGCAAAAAACUUUUUUGGCCCAAAAUUUUGAUUAUUUUUACAAUUUUUCGGCUAUAACUUUUUUACUACGUAAAAUUACUCUGUAAAAAUUCACAUGCAAAUGCUAAGAAGUAUUCCCUUUAAUUUACCAGUUACAGUUAUUUCUCUAACUAGCACAACUUUUCAGGUAUUCUACAAAUUCCUCGGCUACAGUCACUACGAGGAGCCGUUUGAUGAUUUGGAGAAAUUGGACGUCAGUAAGUCUAUAACCUACAACUACGAGACUCUAUCCUUGUUUUUUACAGAAGCCAAUAUCACCAGCGAGAGGUUUCAUGCGUACGUUUUGUCGGUUUACCGCAUUUUAUUUACGAAAUUACUACUUUUGAUGGGAAAAUUGCCUUUUUUUGAAAAUUUUAAGGUUUUUAUGGGAAAAAUGAUAAUUUAAAUAACGAUUAUGACAUAGAAUUUAAUUUUCUUUCCAGCCCAGUCUUUUUUCUUACGUUUUUACCCCUAAAAGUAGAGUUAUGGAGAAAAACGUUAAAUUUUAUGAAUUUCAAAAUUAUGGAGGAAAAACGUAAAAAUUAUUAAUGGAAAUCAAAAUUCGCGUCAAAUCUGACCUAUUGAAGGACAAAAUUAUUUUUUAUACAAUCAAAAAAUAAGAUUUUUGGACCUUAUUUCGCACUGGUAUCAAGUGUAAUAUAAUUUUCUCAAAUUUGAUCGCCUAAAACAGCAUAAAUUGCUUGCAGACUCUCUCAAGAAGUCCAAACUCUCCAUAACAUCACUUGCAUCAACGAUCCAUGCGAAUACAAUGUCCAUGGCCUCGAGCACAACUCGAAUUACGUCUUUUGGGUUGGGAUGAAAAACGAAAAAACUGGAAAAGUCUUCAAUAUUACGAAUAUUCCCAUGUCAGUGAGAACUAAACAAGACUCGAUGGCACUUCGAAUCGAACCGUAUGGCAGGAAUUGUCUGGAAUUGAAAUUAUAUUUGGACAAAAACGUGGAAUGGCCAACAACAGUGCAGUUUAGGUUUGGGAAGGUACGGAAGGUUGUAAAAAUUGAUUACUAGCACUGUUUUAUUACUGGAAAUUGCUGCAUGAUACACUGGAGACUUCAAAAAAUAGAAUUCAAAAAUUUGCACUGUGCAAAAAAAAUAAAAAUUAAUGCACAGUGCAGAGAAACGUUUAGGAAAAUUGCACUGUGCAGGCGGAAUUUUUGCUUUACUGCACAGUGCGAGAAAAAUUUUCGGGUUUAAAUUUUUUUGCACAGUGCAAUCUUUUUUGUCCCCAAAUUUAUCGCACUGUGCGAAAAAAGGCUAAGAAACUAUUGCACAGUGCAGUCCGAAUUUUUAGUUGACUGCACUGUGCAAAAGAUAAAAAAUUUUUUUUACGUACUUUUUGAUUUUUUUGAUCUUUAUUUUUCUGCACAGUGCAAUCUGUUUUGUCUCCAAAUUUAUCGCAACGUGCGAAAAAAUAAAAAAAUAUUAGGUUGAUUCAAAAGUUUUUCCACAUGUCUUUAAAAAAUUUUUAAAAAUUUAGAUCAAAGCCAGUGGGCCUGAUAUAUAUCUUGUUAGAAAGAGGGCUGUUUGUAGAUUAUAGUAGAUUAAUAACUUUUUACAACUUAGCAAUUUGUAUUAGUAGCGCCGUGUUAAACCUUAACUACUCGAAGGAAGAAAAAGUAAACCGCCGGCGUUACGUCUAGAGUGGUUGUAUCUUCUUAAUAUUCUAGAAUAUGGUAUGCCUGUAUGUAAUCUCUAUGGCACCGAGGACAAUUUGCUGUAGAGCUAGUCGAAAAAUUUUUAGUGCGAAAAAUCAAAAAUUAGGGUCUGGCAAAAGUAGACCCUGUAGACGCAGCUAUUAGAAGCACUAAGUGAUAACGCUUUCUGUUAUUGUAGUGUAUGAGUAGCACUACAACGCCCAUGCUAAACAUUCGCGCUAGCUUUAGCUAUGCGGCAGAAAAAUCGAAUCUUUCUAAUCUACCAAUAUCUUACGAAAUUUAGGGGAUUUUUACAAAAACGUUUUCUGUUCAUUACUCUCGCCCGGUAUCCUAGUUAUUUAAUAAAUAAUUGAUCCUACUUGACAUGCACUAUCAGUUGCUAGACGUGCUAAGCUGAAGGUCCUCUUGCCAUACCAGUAAAAAAAUUACAAAAAUUGGCCUAAAAGUGCAGUUUAUGCUACUUUUCUACCUUAUAAGGCAAUUUCAGUUGGUGACUUUUUGAAUGUAUCAUCAGCAUACUGUCUUUGUACAACCUGAAUGGCAGCCGAGUCAAAAAAGUCUAACUCCUUUCAAAAAAAUUUUAAAAAUCUGCUUUUGAUCGGUAGCACGGCUCUCCGGCCAACUUUAUGGGAUGCUACAAAAAACGUCAUUGUAGAUAUAAGUAGAGCAAUAAAUUCAGAAGAAACUACAGCCAUCCCCAGCACGAAUAACCCAAAACCCGAGACUUUUUAGUGGGCUGGAAAAUUGCUAGGGCCCGGGAUAUUCACCAUGACACAAACGGAGAAAUUUUUAGUAUUUUUGAAAUAUUCUGAAAGUAAGCUUGUAGAAAAUAAAAUGCUACGAAUCAAAAAUUUUGCAAUGUUCUGCCCCAUACAUAUAUGCUUUCAGUUUUAACGUACAUUCAAUCAGGCUCCAGGAAUUUUAUUUUGAAGUGUCUCAAAAAAAUGUGUAAAAACUUUUGAAUCAACCUAAUAUAUAUCGCACAGUGCAGUCCAAAUUUUUGGUUGACUGCACCGUGCAAAUGUUAAAAAAAAUUUUACAUACUUUUUGGGGUUUUUUUUUGACUUUUAUUGUUCUGCACAGUGCAAUCUUUUUGCCUCCAAAUUUAUCGCACUGUGCGAUAAAAAAAAUUAGCGCACAGUGCAGUCCGAAUUUUUAGUUGACUGCACCGUGCAAAUGUUAAAAAAAUUUUUUAGGAGCUUUUUGAAUUUUUUGACUUUUAUUGUUCUGCAGAGUGCAAUCUUUUUUGUCUCCAAAAUUAUCGCACUGUGCGAAAAAUAAUGUAUAUCGCACAGUGCAGUCCGAAUUUUUGUUGACUGCACUGUGCAAAAGUUAAAAAGUUUUUUUUCGCAUUUUUUUUAUUUUUUGCUUUCAUUUUUCUGCACAGUGCAAUCUUUUUUGUCUCCAAAUUUAUCGCACAGUGCAGUCCGACUUUUUAGUUUUUUUCAUUUCUGAGCCAUUGCGAUGCUUUUUUUCGACAGAAAAAAUACAAAAAUUAUUUUUCAGGAGUCCUUCCCGACUCAUCACGUUGACAAAAAGUAUGACCUAACUUUAUACAAUGGCUCCAUAGUCCCUCACCGGCAACAAAACACCACCGUAACGGAUAUAUUUUGCCCAGGCAACUCUUCAAUCUCCCUGGAACACGGGAUCGAGUAUCAAUUUGAGGUCGAAGCAGUCUAUAAUGGGAUUUAUGAGGUGGAAAAUGGAGAAAUGAACGAGUAUAAUCAAAGUUUUGUGGAGGCGGCAGAUGAAACUGUCCAUUUAUUGGGUAAGUAGAGGUGCACAGCGUUCUGUACUUUUUUGGAAUGAUUCCGACACCGAUUUUUUCGAUUUUUUCUAAAAUAGCCCGCAUUUACGCGGGUGUCGCGAGGAUAUACUGUAAGAUUGACGUGUAAAAUUUGCAGUGCUUAUAGAGUAAAGAGAGAUCUUUCCAACGAUACAACUUACGUAAAUUAAUAUGGAAAAAGAAAUUUGUAAUCAACGCUGAAAAAUUGCCGACUUUGGAUUUUCGGCGCUAAAGAUUGCCCUUAGACAGAUCUUUUAGAAGAAGUGGAUGGUACCACCUUAUGCGGAAUUUAAUUCUAUACAACAUAUCCAAAAACUACAAAAUUUUAUUGCUUUUCCGUCGAAUUAUGCCGCAAAAAUGCUAUUUUUGCACUAGUUUUACGAAUAUUUUUAAAAUAUUUGCACUUUAAGGGCAUUAUUACAAAAACAGAGUCGUACAUAUUGAAGCUUGCAUGCUAGUUGACCGUACUGUUUUGUUUUACCCUGUCAUCUUUCUCCAUCUUCAAGAACACCGGAGCUAAAGUUUGGUGUUUGGACCCUCCAUGGUGCACCAUAAAAAUGCCCUAAGGGCGAAUUUCAAAAAUGCGAUAGUGCCACUGAACAUAGAAUUUUUUGUACUAUAGGUAUCAACGUCAGGAGUUGCCGGAAUAGUUUGAAACAUCGGUGGCCUCAUGAACACAUUUACGCGUUCAUGAUGUUGCAUGGAUUUCUCGGAGCAGUCACAGAAGAAGGAAUUGAAUCGUUGCAUUUUGAGCAGGGCUGUUUGAACGCUUAUUCUACGUUCAGUGGCACUAUCGCAUUUUUGAAAUUCGCCCUUAGGGCAUUUUUAUGCCGGCUCCAAGCACCAAACUUUAGCACCGUUGUUCUUGAAGAUGGAGAAAGACGACAGGGUAAAAUUAAGCAGUAUGCUCAGCUACCAUACAAGCUUCAAUAUGUACGACUCUGUUUUUGUAAUAAUGCCCUUAAAGUUCAAAUAUUUUAAAAAUAUUGGUAAAACUAGUGCAAAAAUUGCGUUUUUGCGGCAUAAUUCGACGGAAAAGCAGUAAAAUUUUGUAGUUUUUGGAUAUGUUGUAGAGAAUUAAAUUCCGCAUAAGAUGGUACCAUCCACUUCUUCAAAAAGAUCUGCCUAAGGGCAAUCUUUAGCGCCGAAAAUCCAAAGUCGGCAAUUUUUCAGCGUUGAUUACAAAUUUCUUUUUCCAUAUUAAUUUACGUAAGUUGUAUCGUUGGAAAGAUCUCUCUUUACUCUAUAAGCACUGCAAGUUUUACACGUCAAUCUUACAGUAUAUCCUCGCGACACCCGCGUAAAUGCGGGCUAUUUUAGAAAAAAUCGAAAAAAUCGGUGUCGGAAUCAUUCCAAAAAAGUACAGAACGCUGUGAGGUGUCACAAGUCUAAUUUUGUGCUGAGUUUUGAUUUUUAGAGAGAAAAAAUCAAUGUUUUUUGGUGAAUUUUGGCCGAAGGCCGAGCCAUGAUGACUAAAAAUGUCUAGUACAAUAUAAAAUUCAUAAAUUUUUUUCUGUCUAAAUUGCCUGAUAUUUCGCGUAAUAAACCCACAUAGCCUAAGUACGCUAUAUUGAAAAUUUCAGGCGAUACCAUACAGAAACCUUUGAGAUAUAAUACUUUUAUCAUCAAAAAUGCCUAGUGUAAUAUAAAAUUGAUAUAAUUUUUCUGUUCGAUCUGCCUGAGAUUUUGAAUAUUGAAAGAAUGUAGCUUGAGUAUGUUGUGGUAAAAAUUUCAGGCGAUACCUUACAAAAACAUUUGAGGUAUAAGACUUUUAUCAUCAAAUAUGCCUACUAUAAUAUACGGUAAAAUAAAACGAAUCUUGACGUCUGAUCAAGGUAAAACUUUGCAUGAGGGACGAUGGGAGCAUUAUAAAAACUCCAUGAAAGAGUAGACCGUAUUUUACAAACACUUUUAGAGAUGCAAAAGACUUUUUGUAUAUAUCAUCGAAAAAUGGCAAGUGCAAUAUAAAAAACCACAUUUUUUGGAUGUCCAUUCUGAAUCAAGUUAGUUUUCAACAAAGCUAUGGGCGUUAUAACGUGUCGUAAAAAAAUUUGAAGUCAAAAUUUAUAAUGGUUUUUGAGAUAUAAGAGUUUUCUCAUCAAAACUUGCUACUGUAAUGCAUUUUUUGCAAUUUUGUUGAAGUAAACUCCAAUUUCCCUCCGAGAUGUUGAAGAUAAUAUUAAAUUAGACCUAUUACUACCCACCAAACCACUUUUGCUUAACAAAAUUUACCAUACGAUUCGAAAAUUUUGAAAAAUUUCCGAUUUUUUAGCCGACGGCGAGCCCUAUCUUGGCCACAUUUUUCUCGAAAAACACUGCGGUCAUUGGAUUCUGAACUACAGCGAGGCCGCCUUCUCCUAUCUUCCCGAGCAACGGGACGCGCUUUUGAUUGCGAUUAGCGUGAAAAUGGAUCGAUUCUCGCGCCCCUACCGAUGGCAUCAAGUUAGUUUGGGCCCGUAUGCGGACGGCUAUGUGUUUGUGGACGAUAUCAUUGCGAGGGAUAAUCAAAGCGAGUUCAAAGCGCGUCUGUAUCAUGUACGCACCAUCAAUGGCGUACAAGCGUUCGGGAAAUUUGGAAGAAACGGUGAGUUUGGGAGUUUAGGCAGGAAAACGUAAAUUUUAAGGGGAAAACGUGCUUUUUGGAAAUAAAUUUGAAAAUUGGUACAUUUACUGGUAGGGUGAUAAAAAAUAAGAGUGUCAAGAGGAAGUUCAAACAGCCAUUUUUAAUUUCCCGACAAAAAAUUUACGUUUUUUGCUCAUAAUUUCGAAAUUCAUAAGAUUUAACGUUUUUCUCCAUAAAUCGGUGAUUAGGGAGAAAAACGUCAAAAAAAUAACGGCCAAUUGCCAUAGGACUUCUGGAUUUUGUUUUAGCCACUUUACAGAGUAAUUUUUACGUUUUUUGUCCAUAAUUUUGACUUUCAUAAGAUUUAACGUUUUUGUCCAUAAAUCGAUGAUUAUGGCAAAAAAUGUUUUAAAAAAUUACGGAUAAUUGCCUCAGGACUACUGAGUUUUGCUUUGGCUUACUUUACAGGGUAAUUUUUACGUUUUUUGUCCAUAAUUUCUAAAUUCAUAAGAUUUAACGUUUUUCUCCAUAAAUCGGUGAUUACGGAGAAAAACGUCAAAAAAAUACAGAGUAAUUUUUACGUUUUUUAUCCAUAAUUUCGAAAUUCAUAAGAUUUAACGUUUUUGUCCAUAACUUGGUUUUUAUGGGCAGAACCGUAAAAUAAACGGUAGCAUUAUGCCUCAAGGCCUCUAACAGGUUUUUUCAACUCAUUUAUGACGUCAUUUUCACUUUAGAACCCGGCGUUUUUGACCAUUCCGUCGCCAGUUACAUGCGAAUUCGCCCCCAUGACUACCGACCGUACGAAUGUUUCGAGCCGGAAAACAGGAUCUGCCAGAACAUUUUCAAGGCCCACAAAAAAUAUUCGGCCGCUCAUUUCCACUACGGAAUCGAGGACGCGGUCCCGGAAUACCACGGAUUAUCGCGAAAUUACUCGGCCUGUAUUUCGUUGGGCAAAAUUUUGUCGGACGCCGGAGCCGGUCGAAACCAUCACUACAUCACGUUUUUCGUAUUGCUACUAAUUUUGGGCUCCAUUGUUUACAUUGCGUACGAUCAUAACGUCCAUGGGGAACAGAGUUUGUUCACGCGACAAAUUUUGCAACGCAUCAAGAAGCCGUCGAUGGUACAGAAAGUACAGUAUGCCCGUCUGAUCUCAAGCUAUAUUUAG
Molecule: messenger RNA, 8120 nt
Organism: Bursaphelenchus xylophilus (pine wood nematode)
Lineage: Eukaryota; Metazoa; Nematoda; Chromadorea; Rhabditida; Aphelenchoididae
Source: the annotation of a GenBank genome assembly